Messenger RNA from Cladocopium goreaui, 562 nucleotides. Lineage: Eukaryota; Dinophyceae; Suessiales; Symbiodiniaceae. The record is from the annotation of a GenBank genome assembly.
GACCCGGAUUUAGUAACAUACAACACUUUGAUUGGUGCGUGUGGAUGGGGCCAACAAUGGAAGGCAGCUGUUGGUUAUUUGAGAAUGAUGCAACAGAAAUCUUACUUUGAUUACGACCUCAUCUCUUACACCGCUGCAAUCAGUGCAUGUGCGAAGGCAAGUGAGUGGGAGACUGCGCUGGCCUUAAUGAACGAGGAAUCUCGGCAGGUGAAAGGCGAAAACAUCAGGACCUACAAUGCUGCCCUCAGCGGAUGUGCUUCCGCUGGAAAGUGUGAACAUGCCAUGCUGCUGAUGGAACAGCUCCUGGAUUUCAACCUCUUCCCAAAUCUCAUGACUUACAGAUAUGCGAUUGCUUCCUGCGAAGAAAGUGGAGAGUGGGAGUUGGCCCUGGAUCUCAUGUCAGAAAUGAGCGAGGCGAAGUUCGAACCUGGCAACAUGAUCUUUCGAUCUGUGGCGAAGGUGUGUCGUGCUGGUGGCCGCCCUGAUGUGGCAGAAACCAUGGAGUCGAAGGUGAAAGACCUUCAGCCUGAAAGGGUGUAGCUGUGUAGCGCAUCGAAGAAAA